Molecule: messenger RNA, 2163 nt
Organism: Poecilia reticulata (guppy)
Lineage: Eukaryota; Metazoa; Chordata; Actinopteri; Cyprinodontiformes; Poeciliidae
Source: RefSeq, a predicted model, not a curated record
GCAACCCCGAGCCAAGUCCAGCCCGUCACCUGGCAACCAGGUGGAGCUCCGCCCACCUCCCUCCUGACGCUAAGCUGUCGCCGCAAUGGCGGUCGGAGAAGGAAAAUGUUGUUUUACCGGCUGUAAUACAGAUUCCAGUUAUUUUCUCCCAGUUACGGAGAAUAGAGCCGCGUCGCUUCGUUUCAAGCAGAAACAUUUGCUUGAAAUUUGCGAUGUUUAAAAGAAAGUUGUAGUUUAUCAGAUGAGUUCAGGAAGGAUGAAAAGUGUCAACAUGGCAGCUUCUGUUCCAACUAAUCUGCGGAUGAUGUGGCGAUGGCGGCUCCGCCCCCCCAGCCGUUCCCCACUGUGGACGUCCCUGACCACGCCCACUACACCAUCGGCUCCGUCAUCCUGGCCAUCGGCAUCACGGGCGUGGUCGGGAACUUCCUGGUGAUCUACGCCUUCUGCAGGAGCCGCAGCCUGCGCACGCCGGCCAACAUGUUCAUCAUCAACCUGGCCGUCACCGACCUGCUGAUGUGCCUCACCCAGUCGCCCGUCUUCUUCACCACCAGCAUGAACAGGAGGUGGAUCUUUGGGGAGAGAGGCUGCGAGCUCUACGCCUUCUGCGGCGCCCUGUUCGGGAUCUGCUCCAUGAUCACGCUGAUGGUGAUCGCCAUCGACCGUUACUUCGUCAUCACGCGCCCUCUGACCUCCAUCGGCGUGUUGUCACGGAAACGGGCGCUCCUCAUCCUGCUGGCGGCGUGGGCGUAUUCGCUGGGCUGGAGCCUGCCGCCGUUCUUCGGCUGGAGUGCCUACGUACCUGAAGGCCUCCUCACUUCCUGUACCUGGGACUACAUGACCUUUACCCCCUCGGUGCGGGCCUACACCAUGCUGCUCUUCAUCUUCGUCUUCUUCCUGCCGCUCUUCAUCAUCAUCUACUGCUACGUCUUCAUCUUCAGAGCCAUCCGCUCCACCAACCGGUCGGUCCUGGUUCUGUUCAGGUGCUGUGGGGCUGGAGGCCCGGCGACCCACCGUGUGUGUGUGUGUGCGUGUUGGUGCCUGACAGACACAGCUGAGGGCUUAACGAGGCGAUGUGAUUGGCUCUGCUUCAGGUACGCAGACAUGUUGACCCCCUACAUGAACUCCGUCCCCGCCGUCAUCGCCAAGGCCUCCGCCAUCCACAACCCCAUCAUCUACGCCAUCACACACCCGAAGUACAGGCUGGCUCUGGCCAAGUACGUCCCGUGUCUGGGCGCGCUGCUGUGCGUCCGUCUGCGUGACCUUCGCUCCUCCAGCAGCAGCUUCCUGUCGACGCGCCGCUCCACCGUCACCAGCCAGAGCUCCGACAUCAGCAGCCAAUACCGGCACGGCGCCGCCAAGUCCCGCCUCUCCUCCGCCUCCGACAGCGAAUCGGGUCUGACGGACACGGAGGCCGACCUGUCCAGUCUGGGGUCGCGGCCGGCGAGUCGCCAGGUUUCCUGUGACAUCAGCAGAGACACCGCCGAGCCGCCGGGCGGAAAACGGUCGACCAGCUUCAAGGCCAAGCUGAGGAACCACGACUCAGGAAUCUUUGAAAAGACGUCGUUUGACACCAUGUCCAUGGGAGGAGUCAGUGAACGCAGCAGCGUCCCAAAUAGCGGGGACGCCUCAGAGGGACAGCUGAUGAGGGGACAGAUCGGCCGGAUCCCCAGCAUCGUCAUCACCUCAGAGACCAGCCCCUUCCUGUCCAUCGGCCGGAGCGGGUCGCGGACGUCCCGGCCCAAAGCGUCCGGCGGCAUCCUGGGGGCGGGGCCAGGGUAGAGCCCCGCCCCCCAGUCAUGUGACCGGCUCUGAUCCCAGCAGAUGAGACCAGAGACCUGUUGAUCUAAACUAAAUUCAUUUUGUUUCCAUAAAAUAAACGUCACAGGAUGUUGGAUCUGUUUUAACCAAAGAUCUGAUUCCAGGUUUUAAAGUUUCUGAUGUGAAAGUAAUAAAACUAAACAAACUGCAGUGGUGGGCGCUAAUCUGCUAAUCUGCUAACCUACCAGUAGCUGAGCUAAUGUUUUGUUUAGCGCUUUUAUGUUAGCUUCCACUAGAUACUGUAUUGUAAUUGAACUUUAGCAUUAAUGGAGCUAACAGUCAUGGUUAGUGCAUUAGCAUUAGCAAAGCUAAUACUUGUGGUUAGCAUGUUAGCAUUAGCUGAAC